UUUGAAGUCUAAUGCAUGAAUGUUUUUGUGUGUAUGUAAAUGUAUAUGUGCGUUGAGUAUAAAUGUGAAGCCUCAUCAUCUAUGCCUUCUUAGUUCUAAGUCCAACACCAAAAUCUUUACUCUAUUUUCUCUCUUUUAAUUACAACAACAUAGAAUAAAAGAGAAGAGAUAAAACACAUUCAUGGAGUCACCAAGCCUUCCGAUGACGGCAAAAGACUGGAACACCACCAGUCUCCACCGUGUACUCGCUAUGCAAGGUGGGGAAGAUGACCUCAGCUACAUCAACAAUUCUGAUAGCCAAGCUUUGGCUAUAACCUUAAGCAAACCAAUCCUUAUCUCAUCUCUCCAAUCUUUCAAACUCUUCUCCGACCAAACUUCUCCUAUCAGGAUCGUCGACCUCGGCUGUGCCACCGGCUCCAACACGUUUACUAAUGUUGAUACGGUGGUCGAGACUUUACAACGGCGAUACACGGCGGUGUACGGUAGUGGUGGCUCGCCGGAGUUUGAGGCUUUCUACUGUGAUUUGCCUUCUAAUGAUUUUAAUAUGUUGUUCAAGCUGUUGACUGAGAAACAGAAAGCUGAUUCUCUAGCGAAAUACUUCGCCAGCUGCGUCGCUGGUUCGUUCUAUGAUCGGCUUUUUCCGAGAAGAACGAUUCAUGUCGCUGUGAGCUUAAGUGCCUUACACUGGCUCUCUCAGAUACCGGAGGAAGUAUUGGAGAAAGGAUCAAGAACGUGGAACAAAGGGAAAACAUGGAUAGAAGGAGCAAAGAAAGAGGUGGUGGAAGCAUACGCAGAGCAAUCAGACAAAGACUUGGAUGAUUUUUUGAGCUGUCGGAAAGAAGAAAUGGUGAAAGAAGGAGUGUUGUUUGUGUUAAUGGGUGGUCGUCCUUCUGGCACUAGUAGUCAGUUUGGGGACCAAGAUACUCGAACCAAACAUCCUUUCACAACUACCAUGGAACAAGCUUGGCAAGAUUUAAUAGAUGAGGGUUUGAUAGAUGAAGAGACAAGAGACGGAUUCAACAUUCCGGCGUAUAUGAGAAGUCCGGAGGAAGUGGCGGCCGGGAUAGACCGUUGCGGUGGUUUCAAGAUAGAGAAAAUGGAAUUUAUGAAAAUAGUCGAACACUCGGAUGAGAAACAAGAAGAGUGGAAGAAAGAUCCGGUUUCGUACGGACGAGCCAGGACCAAUUUAGUUCAAGCAGCUAUUCGUCCUAUGGUCGAUGCUUAUCUUGGACCUCACCUAUCCCAUGAACUCUUCAAAAGAUAUGAAAACCGUGUUUCCACAAACCGAGAAUUUCUCCAUAUAACUUGUUUCUAUGGAGUCGUCGUUUUGUCCGCCAUCCGAAUUUAAAGAUGAUAUAAAGUUGUGCUUCGUUCGUAAUUCGUUUCCAUCUAAGAUUUGUGGUAGUUUCAUCAGAUAAAUUAUGUGUCAUGUUGUAAUUUCUGAAGUACAUGUACAUAAAAGCUUGUAGGGUUGACUUGGCCAUAUAUAUAUAAACCGCAGCGUAUCUACAA
Molecule: messenger RNA, 1512 nt
Organism: Camelina sativa (false flax)
Lineage: Eukaryota; Viridiplantae; Streptophyta; Magnoliopsida; Brassicales; Brassicaceae
Product: gibberellic acid methyltransferase 2-like
Molecular function (GO): methyltransferase activity
Source: RefSeq, a predicted model, not a curated record